Molecule: messenger RNA, 1289 nt
Organism: Oryza brachyantha (malo sina)
Lineage: Eukaryota; Viridiplantae; Streptophyta; Magnoliopsida; Poales; Poaceae
Product: clavaminate synthase-like protein At3g21360
Exons: 3
Coding region: 170-1165 (331 amino acids)
Molecular function (GO): oxidoreductase activity
Source: RefSeq, a predicted model, not a curated record
UCCAACCUCUUCCCCCCACAUUCGAGAAUCCGUCCACGUUCAUCCAAGCAUCACCCCCCAACCAAAAUCCAAAAUCCCGACGCCUCGUCAUCGUCUUCCACCUCGUCUACCUCGCGAGGACGAACACCACUCGGGGUAACGGAUUAGCCGAACCCUGAGAGAGAGAGGCAUGGUGGCGCCGGCGGGGAGCUUCUUCGAGGAGGCCGCCCUCCCGGAGCAGCGGCUCGUCGAGGGCGUCGCCUUCCCGGCGGUGCUCGUCCCGAGCGCCGCCGCGGCCGGCCGCGGCCUCGACGAAUUCCUGGACGCCGCGCGGUCGGAGAGGGCGCCCCGGGUGGAACCGCUGCUGCGCGCGGCCGGCGCCGUGCUGCUGCGCGGGUUCCCGGCGCGCGCGGCGGCGGACUUCGACCGCGCUGUUGACGCCUUCGGGUACGACGAGCUCCCCUACGUCGGCGGCGCGGCGCCCCGGACCAACGUGGUGGGUCGGGUGUUCACCGCCAACGAGUCGCCGCCCGACCAGAAGAUCCCCUUCCACCACGAGAUGGCGCAGGUUCCAACAUUUCCAUCGAAACUGUUCUUCUUCUGUGAAGUGGAGCCCAAGAGUGGUGGGGAGACACCAAUAGUGUUGAGCCACUACGUCUACAAGAGGAUGAAGGAAAAGUAUCCAGAAUUUGUCGAGAAGUUAGAGAAAGAUGGGCUGAUUUACACCAGGGUGUUGGGAGAGGGUGAUGAUCCAUCUUCUCCUAUUGGCCGUGGAUGGCAAUCUACAUUUCUCACCAAGGACAGGGCCGUUGCCGAAGAAAGGGCUGCGAAGCUCGGGAUGAAGCUGGAAUGGAGCGACGACGGCGGAGUGAAGACGAUCAUGGGCCCGAUACCGGCGGUGAAGUGGGACGAGAGCCGGGGGAGGAAGAUAUGGUUCAACAGCAUGGUGGCCGCCUACACCGGGUGGAAGGACGCCCGGAACGACCCCGUCAAGGCCGUCACCUUCGGCGACGGCUCCCCGCUGCCCGCCGACGUCAUCGCCGGGUGCGGCGAGAUCCUGGAGGAGGAGUGCGUCGCCGUCCCGUGGCGGCGGGGCGACAUCCUGCUCAUCGACAACUGGGCGGUGCUCCACUCCCGGCGAUCCUUUGAGCCUCCUCGCCGCAUCCUUGCCUCGCUCUGUAAAUGAUCUUUUGAGGCGUACGUGAAGAACUUAGAUUGCAGUAUGUACGAUAUGAUUUGCAGUAGUAGCAGGCAUGAACUCGAUCUGAAUAAUGUUGAUCUACCAAGAAUUUGCUGGUUUGGAUUGUGAA